GACUGUGUUUUCUACUUUCUGUAUCAUCUGGUUCAGUCUGUUCACUGAAGGAAGACAUCUAAGAUUGGGGAGAGGAUGGAUGAUGCUUACAGGGACAGGACUACCCUGAUGAGGGGUGCCAAAGACAUUGCCAAGGAAGUUAAGAAGCAAACAGUUAAGAAAGCAAACAUAGGAGCAGACCACACACAGACUGAAUACAACCAGACAUCUUAUGCUAAUUUUCAAGAUGACGAAGGCUAUAACUAUCAUGGAGGGACAUAUGGAGAGGAACCUCAUGAAGAUGAAGGAUCAAGUGAUGCUACUGAAGGCCACGAUGAAGAAGAUGAGAUUUAUGAAGGGGAGUAUCAGGGAAUCCCAGAUGUGGGUCAGAGGAAGGAGAACCAGGUAGCGAUAGGACAACCUGUCUCCGAUGAGUACAAGGACCGUGAGGAGCUAGAUGCUGAGAGGAGGGCUGACGAGGAGGAGCUGGCGCAACAGUAUGAGCUGAUCAUUCAGGAGUGUGGGCAUGGCCGCUUCCAGUGGGCACUAUUCUUUGUGCUGGGAUUGUCUCUCAUGGCAGAUGGAGUGGAGGUGUUUGUGGUGGGUUUCGUCCUGCCAAGCGCCGAGACAGAUAUGUGUGUAGAGAACUCCAGUACAGGAUGGCUGGGAAGUAUAGUGUACCUUGGGAUGAUGUUGGGGGCCUUUUUCUGGGGUGGCCUAGCAGACAAGAUCGGCCGGCGGCAAGCCCUCAUCAUUUGUAUGUCCGUCAACGGAUUCUUUGCCUUUCUUUCAUCCUUUGUCCAGGGUUAUGGGCUCUUCCUCUUCUGCCGAUUCUUUGCUGGAUUUGGGAUUGGAGGAGCAGUUCCAGUUGUGUUUUCCUAUUUUGCUGAAGUCUUGGCCCGGGAAAAGCGUGGUGAGCACUUGAGCUGGCUCUGCAUGUUCUGGAUGAUUGGAGGAAUCUAUGCAUCUGCCAUGGCUUGGGCCAUCAUCCCUCAUUAUGGUUGGAGUUUUAGUAUGGGCUCUGCAUACCAGUUCCACAGCUGGCGGGUGUUCGUCGUUGUCUGCGCUCUUCCCUGCGUCUCCUCUGUUGUUGCACUCACGUUUAUGCCUGAAAGUCCCAGAUUCCUGCUGGAGGUGGGGAAACAUGAUGAGGCCUGGAUGAUUCUGAAGCAAAUUCAUGACACCAAUAUGAGAGCACGGGGACAGCCCGAGAAAGUGUUCACUGUCAAUAGAAUCAAGACUCCAAAACUGAUCGAUGAAUUGAUAGAGAUACAAACAGACACAGGCACUUGGUAUAUGCGAUGGCUUGUUCGAAUCAAGACUGAAUUGCGCGGUAUUUGGAUGACAUUCAUGCGAUGCUUUGAUUAUCCUGUCAAGAAAAACACCAUUAUGUUGAUUACAGUUUGGGUAACCUUGUCCUUUGGUUACUAUGGUCUCUCUGUCUGGUUCCCUGAUGUCAUCAAGCACCUUCAAGCUGAUGAGUACGCAUCUCGAGUGAAAAGGUUUUAUGGCGAAAGAGUUGAAGAUUUUGCGUUCAACUUUACACUGGAAAACCAGAUCCACACGAAUGGAGAAUACAUUAGAGACAGGUUUACCAUCAUGAAGUUUAAAGCAGUAACUUUUGAAGACUCCCUGUUUAAGAACUGCUAUUUUGAAGAUGUUACAUCAUUAACUACUUACUUUAGGAACUGCACAUUUAUUGAAACUCUUUUCUAUAACACAGAUCUUGAAGAGUCUAAAUUCAUUGAUUGCCAGUUCAUCAAUACUACAUUUCUUCAUAAUAAGAAAGGCUGCCAGAUUAACUUUGAUGAGGACUACAGUGCCUAUUGGAUCUAUUUUGUCAACUUCUUAGGAACACUAGCAGUGUUGCCGGGCAACAUUGUAUCUGCACUCCUCAUGGACAGGAUUGGGCGCUUGACAAUGUUAGGUGGAUCCAUGGUUCUGUCUGGGAUCAGCUGCUUUUUCCUAUGGUUUGGGACCAGUGAAGCCAUGAUGAUUGGAAUGCUCUGCCUAUACAAUGGUCUGACUAUUUCAGCGUGGAACUCCCUUGACGUGAUCACUGUGGAACUUCUGCCAACCGACAGGAGAGCGACAGGAUUCGGAUUCUUGAAUGCCCUGUGUAAAGCAGCAACUGUACUCGGAAAUCUCAUUUUUGGUUCUUUGGUUGGUAUAACCAAAGCAAUCCCGAUCCUGCUGGCAUCCACUGUCCUUGUCUGCGGAGGCCUUAUGGGACUCCGGCUUCCUGAUACAAGAAACCAGGUGCUCAUGUGAUUAGGUAAAGCCAUCUGAUGGAUUUUUAGUUGGCCAGUGGCAGUGGUCAAGUGAGAGAUUUGAAUAAAAAAGCCUGUAGUGUAAGAAAAAGUAGUGUCACACACAAGUACGUCUGCUGGUUCUUUGCUUUCCCUGAAGAUUCCUUCCUAUAUCCUUGAACUGUACGCACUCUUACUUCAUUUAAAGUCAUGUGAUCAAUGAUGCUGCAGAACGCACAUACACAAUCGUUUGUAUGGCUGAGAGAGCAUAAAGAAGGAAUGGUGAAUCUGUUCCGACAGCAGGUUUUUAUGGAGUGUGUGACCGUUAUUCAGGUUUAUCCACCCUUCCAUCACUUUAAACCAAUGUAAAACAAUAAAUCAGCCAAUGCAUCAAAUCAGUAAAGUUCUGAAGCAAGUCUAGAAGCAAACAAUGAGAUGCCAUUAUUCCUAAUAGUGUUUGCAACAGCCAUGAUGUGAAAUUAUUCCAUUCCUUUAACAUUGACUAAAUCAGUUUUUUCAGUUGUUUUUCAAAAAAUGUUAACUUCCGCGGACAAUGUUUUGUUUAAGUGGGAAUAGAGAAGACUGUAAUUGCAAUGCAGAAAUUGAUUUCCAACUGUAGCCCAUUUCUUACUAUCACUUUAAAACUGCAUACAAGCUCACCUAAUGAUGAAUCAAAAUAGCAGUGUCCCACAGAAAAGAAAACUAGUCUCUCGCAUUUCCACUUGUCCUUUAAUAUUUUCAUUUAUAAAUACAUUUAAUAACGAUGCUACAAAACAACAGACACUUCAAGGAAGUAAUUUAUUGUACAGAGAUUUGAGACAUUACAAAAGGAGAGAGCUGUACAAUUGUCAGUAAUAUUAUACUGAUUAUACAACAUUAAAAAGUUUAAACUGUA
Molecule: messenger RNA, 3123 nt
Organism: Carcharodon carcharias (great white shark)
Lineage: Eukaryota; Metazoa; Chordata; Chondrichthyes; Lamniformes; Lamnidae
Gene: sv2ca
Product: synaptic vesicle glycoprotein 2Ca
Exons: 12
Coding region: 76-2250 (724 amino acids)
Biological process (GO): transmembrane transport; chemical synaptic transmission
Cellular component (GO): membrane
Molecular function (GO): transmembrane transporter activity
Source: RefSeq, a predicted model, not a curated record